Messenger RNA from Ictalurus punctatus (channel catfish), 6611 nucleotides. It is a transcript of the gene c20h10orf67, whose product is annotated as chromosome 20 C10orf67 homolog. The transcript has 14 exons. The record is from RefSeq and is a predicted model, not a curated record. The coding region runs from base 1254 to 2255 and encodes 333 amino acids. Lineage: Eukaryota; Metazoa; Chordata; Actinopteri; Siluriformes; Ictaluridae.
AUCUCGUCUCGGAAAUAAACUGCAUUAGUCUAGAUGAAGAUGAAGAGGAAGACAUGAUUUCAGAAGAGAUUGCUGAAAUUCAAGGGUAUUCUCUGGGGAAUCAUCUGAGGUUGGGCUUCUUUGGUCAGGAUGCCAGCGUCCAAACAGACGUGUCCGAGCUUCCUCUGGUCACACGGCUGUCUACUGAAACGACACAACUCACGAAGGAGAUGGACGCUCUGAGGAAGGAGAUCGGAGUGAAACUGAAGUUUCUCCAGGCUCAGUAUGAGUCCCGGCUGAAGCGAGAGGCCGACGACUUCCGUAUGAGAAUUAAUUACAAAGUCAAAGCCAUUGAGGAUCAGCACAAAGAGGUCGGCUGUGCACACCGCUGCUGUCUCGAUGUAAUAACGUGAUUAUGAAGCGAUUAAAAAUGCAUGACCAAACCAACGUUCAUGCUUUCCACAUCCUGUUGGCUUCAUAAAGUGCUGAAAAUGUUGAAUAUUUCAUCUGAAUUCAACAGAGUUUCAACUGUAAUGUUUUGGGCUUCUGUGAGUUGAAAGUCAGAAAUAAAACGCUUUAAUGGUUCUGAUUAAUAUAUCAAAUAUUUGUAGAAGUAAUAAUAGACGGAUGAUUUUUAUUGAUACCACUUAUGAAUUCUGGAUUGUGAUUGGUCAGAAGGUGUUGAGGAAUUUUCUAGAACAGUAGCGUAGCUGCAAAUCACAGGUUUAUUUAUAAUUAAUGCGCUCGUUCUAAUACGUUAUCGUUUCUAUAGUAACAGCUCGUUCACGGGGACGUGUAUGGUGGAAACUUCACUAAUAAGAACGGAUUAAAAAAUCGUUGAUAUGGUGCAGUUUUCCGUAACACUGAUAAGGAAGGAGUCUCCAGUGUCAGCGCUUUGUAACAGUCAGAGGUGAAGCUGUAACUUUAAGCUUUCCGACAUCUUCAGGACAGAGGAGUUUGCGGUUUCUCUGUAACAUAACAGGCUGCGUUUUUUUUUGAGAGAGAAAGGACUGGCGAGGGACAGAAACUUUUUCUAAGUUGUAAUUGUGGUCAACGUGCUGUGGUGUAAGAGGAAUCCUUUCUUAAUGUCUAAACCCAUCUUGAUGUCUAUCUUCCCGUUCAGAAAGUAAAGGUUCUGCGUAACAGCUGUCGCCAGCAGCUCUCUUAUGCAAUAGACGUCAUCAAAGCCAGCUAUAAGGUAUAGAAACGAAUCCCGAAUAAGCGUUUAUUUGCAUAUUAUCUUUAACUCUGAAAUUGUUUCUAUAAUAUACUCCAUGAGGAAAACCCGAAUGAUGGAGGUGGAACCCAGAGACACCAGACGAGUGCAGGAGCUUUUAGAUGAGAUCCAGGAGAAGGAUUUUAAAAUUGAGAGCCUGAGCGAUCAGCUGAGGGAGUACAAGGAGCAGCUGGAGGUACAGGCCGCAGAUGAUCCGGAGGAAAGUUGGCUGAAGACGGAGAACAGCAGGCUGGAAGGUGACGUCGACGCCCUGCACGUCAAAAUAGAACAAAUUCAACAAGCUCUCAUGGCUAAAGACCAGAAGCUGAAGGAUUUGGCCUCGGAUAUUUCAGAGCUGACAUCAACAGCAGAGGCCGACAAGAAAGCCCCGAGAAAGAUGACCAUUGAAAACGAGCAGCUAAAAGUGCAGUUAAAUGUAGAUAAAGAAAGUGAGAGAAAGGAGAUGACCAAACAGGAAAUGGACAAAGAGAUCGAAUCCAUCGAACACUCGCGGCAGAACGAGAGGUUAAAUGCUGAGAGGAAAUGUAAAGAAGAAGAAGGUGUGAAAGAAGCUGAACAGGAAAAGCCUGGAGAGAUGCUGUUUGCUCAGGACGUCAGACUGAAAGCCCAAGCAGGAACGGUCCCAAAGAAGGUGCGCAUGCUUCAGGUCAAGAACCUUGUAAAAGAGCUGGAGAAACUGAGAAAUGCAGAAGCAUCCCAUAAAGAGCUCGUCGACAGGCUGCAGAAACAGAUGGCUGAGCGCAAUCGCAAAUGGGAGAAGAAGUUUGAGGUUCUCGGAAAGAGGUGUUUCCGCCACAUGGCUGCUGAGUUCUGGAUUGUGAUUUGGUCAGAAAGUGUUCACAGUUUCUACGCCAUCAAAGACGAGAUGUUUUUGCGGCACAGUCUGCAGCGUAAGGCCUCUCUCAGAUACCAGAUGGAGGUUCCUGUUUUAUGUCAGGCGUGCUGUGGAGAAAAAAGUUGGCCUCAAUGCGGCCUGUUGUUCCACAAACACUCAGCCGUCAUCUACAGGUCCAGGAGCUCUGCAGAGAACAGGAUGUAGGACUACAGAUGAGACCAUGGACAUUUGCCUUCCGACUGGACAAGGCACCUCUGCAGGCUAGUGCUAGCUUCGCCAAAUCACACCGACCAAAUCACGACACUCGGGAAUCAUAAAGCAUUUACUCCGUCUGAUGACCUCUCCAAGCUGUGUGAUUCCGAUUAGAGACUGAUGAUGAGGAUGAUGAAGAUUUGGUCCCAGUCGUCACUCUCCCUCCCCCUCCCAACAGCCCGACUCCAGAACGUCAAGUACAAACCUCUUUUCUCACACACGAUUCGUAGCACAAAUAAAGCCACUAGCACAUAGCCAUGGGCCUGAUAAAUAAAUAAAUAAAUAAAUAAAUAGUAGCAUUUUUUAUAUACUUGAAUUUGUAGCACCUUUUUAAUAUGAAUGUAUGCAUUAAUACAUGAUUAAAUCAUUUUAUAUAAAGUGUAUUAUCCUUCUAAUAUUCAAGACACUGUGGAUAAGUACAAGUAAUACGGAUAAGUACAUUUCCUGUCCUCUCGCUUUUUAUGUAAAUAUUAGCUUCAUCGUUUUGCACCAUUUUAUAGAGUUUGAUAGUGAAGGCGAGUAUAGGAAUUUAUUAUUAUUUUUUAAAAAUACAGUCUUAUAAUGUUUUAUAGUUUGAUGGUUAAAUUUCAGAUAGAACAUUUAGUGAUUGUUCACCCAGUUUUAUGUUGGAUCUUUAACAUAAAGCGCAAAGAUAAUGUUUAAGAUCUUAACAUCAAGCUCCAGGGUUUGAGUUUGGACGUUCUUUAAUUCACCAACACACACACACACACACACACACACACACACACACACACACACACACACACACACACACACACACACACACACACACACACAAUGUCACGAUCUCGCCGGCAGAUGGCGCUGCGGCGACGACGUGCAUGGGCAGAUGGAGAACGCGUGCACGUGUUUAAAGUGCGCAUGGACGAUGAGACUUUGGUUACAACGGACAUGAGCACUUAUUUUGGUUUCUGUUCUGUCCCCGCCCGGUUCAGUUAUUGGCGGAGGUGCGAGGGUGUGCUUUGAAGUGUUAACCAGCUGUCAGCAAUUAAGGUAACUGUGACUGGUUAUUUAAACCCCUCGCGUUGCUACACAUGUCGGGCAGUAUUAGAGGAAAGACGGAAUGAAUAAUAGUGCCAGGCGGUAAUGGUUCCAUGCUCUGUCUAGUUUCCUGUUCCUAGUUUCAUGCUCUAGUUAAGCGAGUGUUUCCUGCCAUAGUUAAACGAGUGUUUAUGCCAUAGUUAAACGAGUGUUUAUGCCAUAGUUAAACGAGUGUUUAUGCCAUAGUUAAACGAGUGUUUCCUGCCAGAGUCAAACGAGUGUUUCAUGCCAGAGUUACACGAGUGUCCAUGCCAGAGUUAAACGAGUGUUAUGUCAUUGUUAAACGAUAGUUGCAGGCCCUAGUUAAACUAGAGUUUUAUGUCAUAAUCGUGUUCUAAGUUUUGUGUUUCAUGCCUUAUUUCUAGGGACAUGAGAGAAGUUUCCGUUAGUUAAAAGUGGUAGUGUUUCCAUGCCCUGUUUAAGUUCAUGUUUCUUGUUUCAGCUGUAAGUUUAUGUUUAGACCUUUUUUCCUGCCUCCUCGUACAUUGACUUAAGUGUAAAUAAAGACUUUACUCCCGCGCUUACUUCCUGUCCAAGUCUUGUUUCGUAACACACAAGCCUUAAAUAACCUUUUGAAAAGGCAUUCAUUAGAUUGUUUCUUCUCCUCCCAUUUCACAGAGUUCCCAUAAUGUGUAAACAAAGCCUGCAGUGGCUUUAACAGGCUUUAAUUGACUCCGGGACUGCAUGACCGUAAUCCACUACUACAGCGACCCAAAGAAGUGCGUGUGUGUUCUGCAGCCAACAUCAGGAGACAUCCAAGAAUGUCCUUUAGCUUCACACGGUCAAAAAAAAAAAAAAAAAAACCUGGGAGGACUCAUGGCUUCAGAGGGUUUAGAUGGCAUUUGAGGAGGGAAACAAUACGAGCUGAUCUAUUUCACUUUCUGUAGACCUUCACUGUGGGUUGGAGAUGAAUCCACUUCAUGUGUGCGGUGUAGAUUUACACUGGAUCAAAGGCAUUAUAUCAGCCAUCAUCAUCAUCAUCAUCAUCAUCAGAGCAUUCUGUAUAAAUUUACUCAAAUGAACAUUUAUUUAUAAUAGAAUAAUACAAUUUUUCAGAAGUAUUAAAAUAUCUUGUUGUUAAAAGCAAAGGUCUGAGCACCUCAUAAGAUUUUGAUUGAAAUUCUUGCAUAGAAUUUGCUAAAAUUAGAAAACUCUAAGUAAGGAAUCGAUCUUUUAUUGUGAGCAUGUAGAUCUAAUCAUAGGUCAUAUUUUACUUAUUAUAUUUUGCCUUAUAACCGAUAUUAACAUUACAGUAUGUGGUCUUUUAAUCUGUAAACUCAACAAGUUGAUUAUCUUUAAAUCUUUAAAAGCAUUAUUCAGAGUAUCUUCAGAGAAUAAAAAACAUUUAGGUCUGAAAAAAAGUACACGUAAUAUUUUUUCCAUGUCACAAACCUUUUUGUUACUAAUGCUGAUUACUAAUAGUAAUAAUUCUGUAAGGAAACUGUGUAUCGACAUGUUUUUAUGUCUCAUUGAGGACCAGAUGUCUCGACAAGGGCAGAAAUCUCUGACAGGAGAAUCUGAAACCAACAACAACAAAAAACCUUCCAUAUAAAAAGCUAAAAGAGCCAAAAUGUUUUCUUUUGGUUACUCGGGUUAAAGCUGGGUUUAAUAAUUCUGUCAGUGGAAGGUCCUCACAAGAAUAGGGAGUUAAAUGUGUGUGUGUGUUGCCCCUCAGUAUGAGGCCCCUGUGGUGCUGUACUCCAGAGCCAGCUUCCAUCAGCCCUCGUUGAUCCUCAGAGACAAGCUUAGAAUCAAUUACCAAUUUCUCCUUUAACAGAGUGUCAUUUCAGACCUAUGUUCAUCUGGUUAUGGUGAGCUGGGAUCACCGCGCCGCGGCCCUUUCGCACCGGGAUUAUGUGAUUAUGCUUUAAUUCCUUGUAAUCUCUUAUUAACUAGGCUACUGCAUGUCAAAUAAAGCACAAUACGUCACCCUUAUAGGCUGUGCUCAGUCUGCCAUAUGGCUGAAGUGCUUUUUUUCUCUGUUCACUUUUUUAUCCCCCUUUUCCUCUUUUUUUUUCCUUCCACAGCAAGACCACAGUCAGGUGUCUGAUUUAUAUCAGCACCUUAAACGCUCUCAGGAGGGGGGAAAGUCACUAAACACACACACUACAGCACAGUUUGUGAAACAACAGGGGAAAAAAUCGGAUUUUUUGUGCACCUCAAGAAAUUAAUUGGUUGCAUUAGUUAGGGGAUAAAUGGCGAUGGCUGGUGUGUUGGAUUCCAGCAGAGUUUCACCAUAGAGGGUUAAUGGGAGUCAAGGCUGGAAGCGUUCCCAGGCCUGGCCCAAGGCCAUUAAAACCCAGUACAAGAAACUUAUGGGGCAAAUCAGCACUGAGCUGCUUCUUUUGCAGCCUUCAAGAGCACAAUAAAGAACCCGAGAGCUUCACCCACUGCCUGCGUUACCCAGGGUACACACGCGCACACGCACGCACGCACGCACACACGCACGUAAACUGAACCACAGCUCGCUUUUUGCACCUCGUGAUGUGAAGUGAAAUUACAUUUUGUCGCAGAUUUUUUACACUUCUUGCUUGUACAGCAUGUUGUAUAGAACUCAUCCCGAGUGAACAAUGUUUUCUUAUUAACCGAUAUUCAAGAACGCGGACCCCAAAUCUCCUGCGUUUCUUUUUCCAAAUCCUUCAUCUAUUCCUGCUGAGAAACAGAGAGCAGUGAAGUUCAUGGCAGCAGAGAGAGAGAGAGAGAGAGAGAGAGAGAGAGAAAGGGAGAGAGAGAAACGUUUCUGAAUCUCUCCAUUCUGCUGAGCGAACAGAGUCGGCGGUGCAGCGGGUUGGGUGUCUGGAGCGCGCAGGACGCGCACGGCGGAAACAUAUUGUCGCACCGUGGUGUGCGGGGGCUCUCACCACCACCACCUCACCGCAUUCACGCGCACAACAGCGCUCCACACCAUUUGCAUAUUUGUAAUUUAUCACAUUUUUAUUCGGGUUUCUGAAUAUCGCGCUGAAUAACCAGGGAACCUGUUUCCCCAGAGCUGCGAGAGCAAGAGCGAAAGAAGAAUUCCUUCUCAUUACUCAGGAAAUAUAAGAGCAUGUCGUGUUUUAAACAGCCCCCCCCCCCAAAAAAAAGAUAGAUGAGAGACAUUUUUCGGACAAAAAGAGUCGUGCGAGCUCACGAGCCCCAGCGCGCGAAGACCGCGCAUUCUAAUUUCUGCGCUCAUAAAAAAGACGACAUUUUCUUUCUUUCUUUCUUUCUUUCUUUCUUUCUUUUUUUUUUUUUUUUUUUUUUUUU